CGCACCUUUAUCCACUGGCGGGAGACGUUCUGAACCUCCCUCCCUUUCGUUCUUUACCCUAAAUCACCUUUUUCUUCCUCCUUUCCGCCCGAUGCUGUCUCUUGAACUUCUCGUUCUUACGCUAACGGCACUAACCGCCCCUGUUCUCGCCCAUCGCGACUACAACAAUGUUCACGCCCGACGGUUUGGUCUAACCCCUCGGGACUACAUCACCCCCGAAACACGACUCGAAUCCUACGACUAUAUCAUUGCCGGAGGAGGUCUUGCAGGACUGGUACUUGCUUCCAAGCUCUCGGCUGAUGGGGAAACCACUGUUCUCGUCCUCGAGGCUGGAGGAACAGGCGACGAGCAGAGAGAGACUAUUGACCGUCCUGGCUUGACAUACUUCCGCUCUCUCCUCAACACCGAGCACGAUUAUGCCUACAAGACCACCCCUCAGGACGGUGCUGGUGGUCGUAUCAUGAACUGGCCUCGUGGAAAGAUCCUUGGAGGCUCUUCUGCGGUUAACGGCAUGUAUCUCGUUCGACCCAACGCGCUCGAAGUUAAUGCCAUGCACGAGAUGAACGCCGAUAACGACGCCAAGGAAUAUGCUGACGCGUGGACCUGGGACUCCCUUCUCGAAGCUAUGAAGCAGGGCGAGACCUUCACCCCUCCCACCCAGGAAGCCCUCGAUGUUGCGGGCAUGCGCUUCAACCCGGACAGCCAUGGCUCCAGCGGACCUCUGCAGGCCACUUACUCUGCCUACAUGGUUCCCAUCUCGAGCGCAUGGCUCCCGACCCUCGAAGCUGCUGGUGUUCCCAUUUCCAAUGACGCCUACUCCGGAGACAACGUUGGCGGCUUCUUCAGUAUCAUGGCAAUCAACCCCUCCAACUGGACUCGAUCAUACGCCAAGUCUGCCUAUAUCGACAACCUUCCUCCCCGCUCCAACCUCCACAUCCUCACCAACAGUGCCGUCACCCGUAUCCUCUUUGCCGACAAUGCUCAAGAUGGCCUCCAGGUCGCGAGCGGAGUCGAGUUCGCCAGCGAUGCCAAUGAUACUCCCAAGACUGUUCUCGCCAACAAGGAAGUGAUUCUCGCUGGUGGUGCCGUCGGCAGCCCACACAUGUUGUUGGUCAGCGGUGUUGGUGACAGGGCACUGCUUGAGAGCUUGGACAUCCCCGUUCGUGUGGACCUCCCUGGUGUUGGCCACCACAUGCAAGACCAUUUGGCCGUCAGCGUCGCCUGGAGCACUGAGGAAGACACCCAAGGCACCAUCUUCGAAUCCGGAUCCGAGUUCUCUCAAUCCCCCGAGUUCCUUUCCUUCGUAAACUCCGGUACUUCCUAUGUCAACGGACGAUUCCUGUUCGACGGCCAGGAGCAAUUCGACGCCUACCUCCAAGGUCUCCGUGACACCUUCAGCAGCGCCGAUGAUCUCGCUCCCCUCCUCCCAGGCACCAGCGACGAGGUUGAUGAGGGUUACAGGACCAUCUACCAGACUUUGGUCGACAAGGUCUACCCCGAGGCUGGCCUGGUCGAGAUGCUUUACAGCAUCAACGCUGCCGGUCGCAUCAUCGUCCAGGCUGCAAUCCAGACCCCUCUGAGCCAAGGCCGCCUCUCCAUCAACUCGACCUCGAUCUUCGACCCGCCCGUCGUUGACCCCAAGUACUUCUCCCACCCCGGCGAUAUCGUCCUCAUGCGCCAAGGUGUGAAGCAGGUCCGCCGCAUGUCGACCCUCUCACCCCUCCGUGAUAUCCUUGGCGACGAGCUCAGCCCCGGUCCUGAUGUCCAGUCCGACGAGGACAUCGAGAACUGGAUCAGGCAGAAUGCCAACACCGAGUUCCACCCCGGCUGCACUUGCGUGAUGUUGCCCCGCGACAAGGGCGGUGUUAUCGACCAGUCCCUCAAGGUUCACGGUACCGCCAACCUCCGCGUUAUUGAUGGAUCCAUCUUCCCUCUCUCUAUGUCCGCUCACUUGAUGGCCCCGAUCUACGGUGUCGCCGAGAAGGCUGCCGAACUCAUCCUCAACCCUCCCUCGUCAUCCGGCGGUGGCUCUGGUGGCAAGGGCGGCUCCUCUGGUGGCAAAGGUGGAUCCGGCAAGAACGACGAAGAUGACGACGAGAGCGCAGCUGCUGGUCUUUCCAGCUCGCUCUUCAUCACUGUCGCUGGUUCCCUCUUCACCGCUCUCCUCAGCGCUUUCUAAAGCUCCUCCUGUCUGACUGACUGACUGACUAACUAACGAUAUGGACGUUCUAUGACCCUUCGGAUUCCCAUUGCUGGAUUUGUUUCUUGACCACGACACUCAUUUGGCUGUCUUAUGGACUUGACUUGAUACUCGUAUAUCUUUUCGUUCAUUCCUAGCCUAAUGAACAGGGACUUUCCAUGCGACCUUUUGAUACCAUCGCUGUAGAUGACGCUGUUAUAUUAGAGAAAGAUGUAAUACUGUUGCAAAGUAGUUACCCCCCCCCCCCCCUGUGUAGCAUAGGAAUGAACGGACUAUUGUUUGAUUUUUGGAACUUA
Coprinopsis cinerea okayama7#130 is the source of this 2496-nucleotide messenger RNA. RefSeq names its product mala s 12 allergen. Gene Ontology annotation, molecular function: flavin adenine dinucleotide binding; oxidoreductase activity, acting on CH-OH group of donors. The transcript is spliced from 7 exons. NCBI's taxonomy places the organism in Eukaryota, Fungi, Basidiomycota, Agaricomycetes, Agaricales, Psathyrellaceae. The record is from RefSeq and is a predicted model, not a curated record. The coding region runs from base 92 to 2179 and encodes 695 amino acids.